AUGCAUCAGCAUUUGCGCCACAGCCUUGCUGUCAAGCUCAUGAUGGACUCGCUGAACCCCAAGCUCAACCGCAAGCUGCAAACCCCGCCUGCACGCAAGAAUCUCUGUGGCUUUAGGAUCAGCAAUCCCCGCUCCCUCCGCGCGCCGGACACGUUCGGUUCGCGCCGGACAGAAGCCGCCGCCGCCCCGAGCCAACCAGAGGGCGACACGUGGCGCGCCGCCGCUCCCCGCCGCCACCGGCCCGCGAGCCCGCGGGAGGCCCUCCCGGCCCAGAUCGGCGAGCCACCUCCGCCCGCACCGACCGCCCGCGCGCCCCGCGGCCGGACGCCGCCCUUCGCGCCGGACGCCGCCCUUCGCGCCGGCCGCCGCCUCCGCCGCGGCACGCCGCCGCCGCCCGUCCCGCCGGCGCCUCGCCUCGACCACGCCUCCUUCGGCCGCCGCCGCCGCCCCGGGCUCCGCGCCCAGCCGCCGGCCCCGCGGUCCCGUCCCGCCGGCACCUCCCCCUCCUCCGGCCGCCGCGCCGCCCGAUCUCCGGCGAGCCGCCGGCCCUGCCUCGAUUACCAUAAACCCAAGCCCCGCUCCCUCCGCGCGCCGGACAGAAGCCGCCGCCGCCCCAAGCCAACCAGAGGGCGACACGUGGCGCGCUGCCGCUCCCCGCCGCCGCCGGCCCGCGAGCCCGCGGGAGGCCCUCCAGGCCCAGAUCGGCGAGCCGCCUCCGCCCGCACCGACCGCGCACGCCCCGCGGCCGGCUGCCGCCGUCUUCGCCCGCCGGACAAUGCCCUUCGCGCCGGCUGCCGCCUCCGCCGCGGCACGCCGCCGCCGCCCGUCCCACCGGCGCCUCGCCCCGACCACGCCUCCUCCGGCCGCCGCCGCCGCCCCGGGCUCCGUGCCCAGCCGCCGGCCCCGCGGUCCCGUCCCGCCGGCGCCUCCCCCCUCCUCCGGCCGCCGCGCCGCCCGAUCUCCGGCGAGCCACCGGCCCUGCCUUGA
Aegilops tauschii subsp. strangulata is the source of this 987-nucleotide messenger RNA. The record is from RefSeq and is a predicted model, not a curated record. NCBI's taxonomy places the organism in Eukaryota, Viridiplantae, Streptophyta, Magnoliopsida, Poales, Poaceae.